UAGGUAAGGUACCAAAGGACAUAAAGUUACCAGAUGGGUUGUACUAUCACAUGUAAGUAAGGUUCACACUAACAACUUGAUACUACAAACGUCAACACUUUUCCAUAGCUCCUUGUUCGCUUCAGGUUUUAGUAGGACCUAUUAGGACCGUGGCCAAUCUUUCAUAUUCAUAUCUACAACUUAAAUCUCGUCCGUUCAUUUAUAUUUAUAUAUAUAUAAUUCGUCUCAACCUCGGGCAGGUAUGUAAUCAAUAACAGAAUCUGUACCGUACAUAAUAUAUAUGUGCUGUCUUCGUUAUCGUAUCAAAAUUUAUUAAUUUUAACACCAAUUCACCAUCACCUUGGUGCCCUUAACAAACCCAGGACAAUUCCCUCCAGCACAAUAGUGCAAUAUAUACAAUAUAUACAGCCUACUUGUUUUAAAUCACUUUUCCUUCCUCCAUGUCACCAUGUCGUCAAACACAGAAGCGGACCACAAUGAAGACGAGAGUCAAUCCUCCGAAGCUCUCAUACCCUCAUCCGCUGAGCUACUGCCACCUUCUUCGGGGAGAACUCUCCUGCCUAGUCCGAUAGCGAGCGCCGUUAGCUUUGCUGCGCGAUCAACCUCCUUUGCUCUCCGCGUCGGUACUUUCAUCGGCGGUUAUAGUUUAGGUGCUGCGAAAUUCACGACACUUUCCAGCUUAGAGCUCGGUCGCGGUAUUCUAGAGGGGAUAUUGAGUAGAGCUGGGAGAGACGUAAUGACAAGGGCCCAGUCCGAGUUGGGUAGAACAGAUGCCGAGUCUAUCCUGGAAAGUAGUCUAGAAGGAUUACACCAGACAAUGUCCCAAAUCGUCUUCUGGACUGCGACCAGUUUCCAUGUCACCGGUACAACCGUAUCAACCGCCUCCCAAAUAUCUCAGUUGUUUCUGUCUGUUUUAGAUCAAUUCUUCGGCUCCACCGAUUCUUCUAGAGCUAUUGCAAGCAUCAUCACAUUGAUCCGUCGGGAAUUUCAGAAUCCCGCUACCGGCGUACAAGGGGAAAAAGUGGGAGUAAUUGACCUUAUACUUGGUUUAUGCGGCCUAGCAUAUCUACAAAACUGGUGCAGAAAGAUGAUACAAGAUGAGUCACGUCGCCUUGGUCAAGAAGAGAUUAUUUGGGAUGUUGUCCUGCUCGAUGAUGGCGAACGAGUUGAUAUUGACGGCGAAGACCUACAUAUCAAUAAACAUAACGGGGAACCCGAUGUAGACAGCCAUGAUAAUCUGAUUGAAGCAGUCGAGAAGCACGGUGUUAGGUGGAAUAGUGAGGACGAGGACGAAAUGCCCGAAGCCCAACUCAAGCGACAAAUUUUAAGAUCACUCCCUAAAGAUGCUCAAGUAUCUAUUACUACUUCAACAACCACGACGAAGACGAUCACUGUUGAUAUAAAAGGCAGUCCGCGAGUACCCAUUUUAUCACUACCUGGUGUUGAUGUUGUGAAAAGCGAAGUUAAUAGCUCUGGAGAUAUCUCCGGAAAUCAAGAGGCGGGACCCGGCUAUAGGGUUGUUUACAAGAUAAGCCGGAAUAAGGUGAGAAAUAUGGCGACUGAAAGCGAUGCUGAGGACGAUACUCAGUCUAGGGUUGAGGUAAUUGACGAUGAAGACCUGCAAUCACCCAAUAACAUAGAUACUCAUCAGUCCGAUCAGCCCCCUCCUGUUCCACCAAAAGCUGCACGUUCAACUUUUGCCUCGUCGGCGAAGGGAAAGGGCAAUGCUAAUAGCGACCAUUCGGGCUAUCAACCCAAGUCUGCUUCCAGUAAUUCGGUUGGGCCGAGUUUUGGUUCAACUAAGGAUCGUGCAUCUCCAACUGUUUCUCCUAAGCAGACUCCUGAGCAUGCCGCGAAUCAGAAACGCACCAGAAAGCCGUUGGAUGACGCUGGACAAAGUUCUCGUAGCACCCUUCCUGUCCCGACUUCACCAACUAGCAGUAAAUAUACGACUAAGAAGCCCGACUCGCCACCAAACUCAAAGGGUAAUGAAAAAAGGAGUGGCAUUCGAGAUGUCCUUAGGAAGGGAUCGGUUUUAUUGAACAGGGACUCGAGCUCGGAUAAUCUUCAAGCAAAUAACAAAUCAAAAGCAAUGAUGAAACCUCCUUGGGGUAGCAAUAAGCCUUCGCAAAGUAGUAAGGUGUCGGUAUCACAUAGAAAAGACUAUCCAGAAAGAAGUUCAAGUCUGAUACCGCAUCGCGAGCUUCCUCAAUCACCGCGCCGAGGGAGCCCGAACCACUUUUCCUCGAGAGACCUAGGCGGUGGCGAGAGUACUUCUACUUUACAUGGAUCACCAUUGCGAGCAACAUACGUAUCGUCACAAGGCAGGAGGCGUAACUCGAUUGUUUCUCUAGCUGAUACCUUCUCGGUACACUCGUUUGAAAGCCGACCAUCAUCUCCUCUAUUUCAACGAAACGACCCCAGAGGCCAUAGCAGCAUAUUGCACUCAGAAACCGGACAUAAUAUGGGUACGCAGCAUAUUCGCUCGCCAUCAAGGGGUCAUAAAAGGACGACGUCAGAACAUCGUGGUUUUCACAGCCCAAGCAUAUAUACUCUUAAAACUAGAGAUUCGCAAAUGUCCUUAGCCCUAUCCACGUUUCAGCAAAGAAGCGCAUAUAGCGGUUCAGAGGGUGUCGAUGCUCUGCGACGUACGGGAACAGUCGACGGGAUGUUUCCUAACUUUCAUAUCCUAAGAAACAUUACCCGAUAUAGUCGUUAUGCGUCUGCUGCGUAUGGGUCAAACUUUUUAAAAAUGAUGGGCAUUGCAAAAGAGCUUCCCGUCUUAAAAGCGUUGGAUGAAACACAUCAAGACGUGCGCUCAUUCGCGCAUCAUACCGAGCUCCCGCCGGACAGCAUCCUCCUGUCGUCAUUUAUUGACCCACAAGGCGGAUCUGAUUCCACCGGCUCUACGGACACAGGGGUACCCCUAGUACAUACAAUUGCAAUCGAUGAAGAGUCCAAGGCUGUUGUCUUGUCCUGCCGCGGUACAUUGGGUUUUGAAGAUGUUUUAGCAGAUAUGAUGUGCGAAUACGAUGACCUGUUCUGGCGUGGGAAGCCGUAUAAGGUCCAUAAGGGCAUUCAUGCGUCUGCGCGGCGACUUCUAUAUGGAGGUGACGGAAGGGUACUCGCAACACUGAAAGAAGCUCUUGAUGAGUUUUCGGACUAUGGUCUAGUGCUUUGUGGUCAUUCGCUUGGUGGUGGCGUAACUGCACUACUUGGAGCCAUGCUCGCUGAGCCUGCUUCUAGUGGAACAGCAUUUGUCACUUCAGCUGAACCCCAUCAGAGACUACUUGCGAGCGGGCAGUCCCACCAAACCGCCUCCCAUAUAUGUCUCCCGCCCGGUAGGCCUAUUCACGUAUAUGCAUAUGGCCCGCCUUCUACCAUGUCGCCGUCCCUACAAAAAGCGACGAGGGGAUUAAUCACCAGUACAGUACACGGAAAUGACCUUGUUCCAUACUUGUCGCUUGGUGUCCUGCAUGACUUCCAGGCUAUGGCACUAGCAUUCAAGACUGACAAUAGCGAGGCGAAGGCAGAAGUGCGGCGGCGAAUCUGGGAGGGACUACAGUCGGGUCUGGCUGAUAAAUGGUACAACAACGGUUCAAAGCGGUCGCACGAAGAAGAAGAUAAAUGGGCUUAUGCUGCGCUUAAGACAUUACGCGCCAGUAUGAUGAGUUCUAAACUGCUACCUCCUGGUGAGGUCUUCUCUAUUGAGAGCACGCCAGCGCUUAGGAGAGACGCUUUCCUGCAAGCUGGUCAGAUCGGGCGACCUGCAACUCGAGUCGUAUUCAAAUAUAUUAGAGAUGUAGAGGCUCGUUUCAGAGAAGUUAGAUUCGGUUCUAGUAUGUUGCUGGACCACAGUCCCGGACGGUAUGAAGAUGCUCUUCGUCGACUCACAUUGGGUGUUAUGGAUGCAUGAAACGUCAUGGUUGGUUAGAGCGAGCAUACAAGAUACCUCCUAGAUCAGACAAAGACGGUAGUUACGAGAUCAUAACCCUAAGUUUCUUUAUAUAGACUAGAUCUUACGUGUAAAGGUAUAGACAACUUAUCUAAAUAUAUCAU
Messenger RNA from Daldinia decipiens, 4059 nucleotides. RefSeq lists its product as uncharacterized. The record is from RefSeq and is a predicted model, not a curated record. Gene Ontology annotation, biological process: lipid metabolic process. NCBI's taxonomy places the organism in Eukaryota, Fungi, Ascomycota, Sordariomycetes, Xylariales, Hypoxylaceae. Bases 449 to 3916 code for a protein of 1155 amino acids. The transcript has a single exon.